Helianthus annuus (common sunflower) is the source of this 1093-nucleotide messenger RNA. RefSeq lists its product as uncharacterized. The record is from RefSeq and is a predicted model, not a curated record. Lineage: Eukaryota; Viridiplantae; Streptophyta; Magnoliopsida; Asterales; Asteraceae. The transcript has 5 exons. The coding region runs from base 104 to 952 and encodes 282 amino acids.
UCCACUUAGAAACAUAUUUUGAAAAACGGAGCACCUCUCUAGCUACUUGAAACAACAAAACGGUGUCGUUUUAACCGAUCAGAUCGAACAUUCUCGAAGAACAAUGGAGAAGAAAACUCCGGCGAGAAAACCGCACACUUCCACCGCAGAUCUGCUGACCUGGCCGGAAAAUCCUAACACCGAUUCACCGCUCACCGCCUCUGCUGCUCGAUCAUCCGCUUGUUCGCACCAGCCGUCGGAUGGAAUCAGUAAGGUGGUGUUUGGAGGUCAGGUUACGGAUGAAGAAGUUGAGAGUUUGAAUAAGAGGAAACCUGUUUCGGGGUACAAGUUAAAGGAGAUAACCGGAAGUGGUAUAUUUGCAGCUGGUGAAGAGAACGGUUCAGAAGAGACUGAUGCGACCCGCACCCCAUCCAACCCAACUAGCAUACGGAUGUACCAGCAAGCGGUUGCCGGGAUUAGUCACAUAUCAUUUGGUGAAGAAGGAAGCGUGUCUCCUAAAAAGCCGAUAUCUGAAGCUAAGCAACGGGAGCUAAGUGGCACAUUGGACAGUGAAUCGGAAGCAAGGUUGAAGAAACAAAUUUCGGAUGCAAAGAACAAGGAACUUAGUGGCCAUAAUAUUUUUGCAGCGCCGCCUGAAAUUCAACCCCGCCCAUUGGCCGCCCGUGCGUUGGCUUUAAGAGAAUCUAUAACAAUUGGUGAACCUGCACAUAAUGAAGAAUCGGUGAUCAAGACAGCGAAAAAGAUCCCAAACCAGAAACUAACCGAGUUGUCGGGAAACAAUAUUUUCAAAGGAGAUGAAGCCCCGCAAAGUGUAGAAAAACCGUUGAGUUCAGCAAAGCUUCGGGAAAUGAGUGGCAGUAAUAUUUUUGCUGAUGGGAAAGCCGAGCCUCGGGACUACUUACGUGGGGCCCGCAAGCCCCCGGGUGGUGAGAGCAGUAUCGCGUUGGUGUAAUUGUUUUUUUUAGACAUUUUUAAUAUUUAUUUUUCUGAUGGAUGUUGUGGACUUUUGACUAAUUGCUGGUGGUUUUGUUCAUAAUUUUAAGUGUUUUGUUCUCAAAUGGAUUUGUUGAAUGUGACAGUUUUUUUUUCUUAA